Messenger RNA from Cotesia congregata, 1203 nucleotides. NCBI's taxonomy places the organism in Eukaryota, Metazoa, Arthropoda, Insecta, Hymenoptera, Braconidae. The record is from the annotation of a GenBank genome assembly.
AUGAAACCAGAGAUUAAUUGCGACGAUGUAAGAGUUCCUACCGGUUCCCUAUCACCCCCUGCCACCCUGUCUCCACCAAGCAGUCCAAAUGUCUUGUCAGCAUCGCCCUGGAGUCCAGGUGGUCUUACCAGUGGUAGCAACAGCUCUUGCAACGUCGUCUCUUAUCCAUCGGCGGGCAGCCAGCUCGCACCUGACCACCGACUUAGCGCAUUUACCCUUGCAUCUGGUUAUGCUUCUGAUCCUAGGCUGCAGAAGUUAACACAUGUACCCGAAUUAAACUCCCGUGAUAUGCGUUGUGGUCUAAUGUAUGGUGGAUGCAGUACAGCCUGGUGGACUCAUCAUGCGGUAGGCCUUCUGCUACCACAUUCCCUUUUGCCACCCGAAAUUCCGGCACAACAGACAACACUUGUUACCAAACGCUCUUCAUUGCAGCAUGAACGAACUAGUCCUGACCGAGCCAGUCCACCUAAACAGUCUUUACCUGAGAAAGCACACUUUAUUGCGGAAAGAAUGACACAAUCUACUGAAGAAGAUGAAGAAGAAGACGAAGAAGAAGUGCCAUUAAAUCUCAGCACAAAACCGAGUGAUAUAUCAUCCGGUAUAAAUCGAAAGUGUGAGAUUUGGUCACCUGGUGCUGUUUGUGAACGUGAAGCCAAAGAGACUUCGACACAAAUUUCACCAUCAACUACACCAUCAAUUAUUGUCCGACCGAUCAAUCACUCACCCCUUACACCACCUUCUAAUGAUAGAAGUUUUCAGUGUAAGCAAUGUGGAAAAGCUUUCAAGCGAUCUAGUACAUUGAGCACUCAUCUUUUAAUUCACUCAGACACGAGACCUUACCCUUGUCAAUAUUGUGGCAAGCGGUUUCAUCAAAAGUCUGAUAUGAAGAAACAUACAUACAUUCAUACUGGUGAAAAACCUCAUAAGUGUGUUGUCUGCAGCAAAGCAUUUUCACAGAGCAGCAAUUUAAUAACUCACAUGCGAAAGCACACAGGGUACAAACCUUUCCAGUGUGGCUUAUGUGAGAAAGCAUUUCAAAGAAAAGUUGACUUGAGAAGACAUCGAGAAGGUCAGCAUCCUGCUGCUCCUGCAUUAGAUUACCGGUCCCUUCAAAUUCCAAAUUUAUCGAAUCAACGUUCAUAUUCACCGAUUCAUAUUCGUACCUCUAAUUAUCAUGCAGCUGCUAAUUUUGCCGAUAGCUGA